UUUGACAAUGGAGCAGCCACUGUAGUACUGAACAAGGUCGCGUCGACAUGGGAUUAUUUCAGCAACUAUACGGUUGGCUCGGUGCCUGGAUCAUCAUAUUCUGGUCAAUAAUCAAGUUCUUCCUCCCAGCUCAGAAAAAGUCGCUGGCUGGUGAAAUCGUGCUUGUGACAGGCGCUGGCAGUGGCAUUGGACGGCUUAUGUCAAUAAACUUUGCCAAGCUGGGGUCAACGUUGGUAAUAUGGGACAUCAACAAGGAUGGCGCCGACGAGACAGUAAAACAGAUCACUGAUUUAGGUGGACAAGCCCACAGCUAUCGAUGCGAUGUGACUAAGAAAGACGAAGUCUACCGUCUCGCCAAACAAGUCAAAAAUGACGUUGGUGAUGUCACGAUACUCGUUAAUAACGCCGGAAUCGUGGCGGGAAGGCGCUUUCUCGAUUGUCCAGAUGAAUUAGUUGAAAGAACUAUGGAGGUGAAUGCAAUGUCGAUAUUUUGGACAUUGAAAGCCUUCCUACCAUCAAUGGUGGCAAAGAAUCAUGGUCAUUUGGUUACUGUGGCAAGUAUGGCAGGUACUUUUGGUUCGCCAUUCUUGGUUGAGUAUUGUGCAAGUAAGUUUGCUGCAGUUGGCGUGCAUGAAGCACUGACUGCCGAGUUGUCGGACCUUGAAAUUAAUGGUGUACAAACAACGUUGGUGCAGCCAUUCUUUAUUGCGACUGGGAUGUUUGAUGGUGUCAAGACUGGAGAUAUUCCCAUGCUUGAACCAGAUUAUGUGGCUGACAAGGUGGUCCACGCUGUGCAGGUCAACCAAAGACAACUUUGCAUACCAAAGAUUAUGUAUUUCAUUGCGUAUUUCAAGACCUGGAUGCCAGUUAAUGCAUACAUUUUUCUAGCAAAAGCCACUAAUAGUUAUCGUACAAUGGAUAAUUAUACAGGAAGAGAAAAAAAGGCAACAUAAACAAUUACAGCAUUUGGUGAAGCAGUAAAUAACAUGGAAUUGUUUCAAAGUUUCAGGAUCUUGUAUAAAUAUUUGUGGUCAAAUCAGACACUGUGAAAUAUGAAUGUCAUAAAAACAUUAAAAAGGAGAAUUAUUAAUU
This is a messenger RNA of Saccoglossus kowalevskii, 1092 nucleotides long. RefSeq names its product epidermal retinol dehydrogenase 2-like. The record is from RefSeq and is marked validated. NCBI's taxonomy places the organism in Eukaryota, Metazoa, Hemichordata, Enteropneusta, Harrimaniidae. Gene Ontology annotation, molecular function: oxidoreductase activity, acting on the CH-OH group of donors, NAD or NADP as acceptor. Gene Ontology annotation, cellular component: lipid droplet.